AUGGAAAGAGGAGAAUUUUUAAUGCUUGGCUCCAUUCACUACCCAAGAAGCACAUCUCAAAUGUGGCCAGACCUUAUUCAAAAGGCCAAAGAUGGAGGCCUUGAUGUCAUUCAAACCUAUGUUUUUGGAAUGGUCAUGAACCUUCUCCUAGAAAAGGGAUUUCCUGUCUGGCUCAAGUAUGUUCCUGGAAUUGCUUUCAGAACGGACAACGAACCGUUCAAGUAUGGACCAGUGGAAUGGGAAAUUGGUGCUCUUGGAAAAGCAUAUACGAAAUGGGCUGCUCAAAUGGUUGUUGGUCUAGACACUGGUGUUCCAUGGGUUAUGUGCAAGCAAGAAGAUGCUCCUGAUCCUGUUAUUGACACCUGCAACAGGUUCUACUGUGAAAACUUCAAGCCCAACAAGAACAUCAAACCUAAAAUGUGGACCGAGAAUUGGACUGGCUGGUACAUUGAUUUUGGUGGUGCAGUCCAUGUUAGACCAGCGGAAGACUUGGCAUUCUCGAUUGCAAGAUUCAUACAAAAUGGUGGUUCAUUUGUUAACUACUAUAUGGUAAGCUACAAUUACUAG
Messenger RNA from Sphenostylis stenocarpa, 567 nucleotides. NCBI's taxonomy places the organism in Eukaryota, Viridiplantae, Streptophyta, Magnoliopsida, Fabales, Fabaceae. The record is from the annotation of a GenBank genome assembly.